Messenger RNA from Gamsiella multidivaricata, 890 nucleotides. RefSeq lists its product as uncharacterized. Bases 122 to 574 code for a protein of 150 amino acids. NCBI's taxonomy places the organism in Eukaryota, Fungi, Mortierellomycota, Mortierellomycetes, Mortierellales, Mortierellaceae. The record is from RefSeq and is a predicted model, not a curated record. The transcript has 2 exons.
GAGUUUGGACGGCGUCGUGAGUCAUAUUGGUGAGGUCAAGGGCUAUCUGGAGGACCUUAGAACAGCAGCCUUCAAUGGCACAUGGUCCCUUGUGAAUAUCCAAGACACAGCCGCCAAAGAGAUGAAUUUGACAACACAAGCGUCGCUCUCCAAUCUGAUCGCAACGCUCGACGCACUCGAGUCCCAUAGCCAAGUUUCAUGGCAUCAUAUGAUGGACAGUCUCAGGGCCGGGAGCACAAAACUCCAUGCAGAAGUGUCGACGGCGAUGGAGGAGACCAUGUCAGACAUUGGACACAUGGCCACGACUUCGCAGGAGAAGAUUGAGGAGCUCAAUCGAAUGGUCAAUGAGUUCCAGACGAAACAGGGAGACGUCCUUUGGCAGCUGCAGACCAUUCACGGGACCUGGAGAUUUCUUACAGGUGCUGCAGUGGAGAGAAUGUCUAUAGUUGAACUCGCAGCGUCGGUCGCGAUCCUCGGCGCAGUCUUUCUGAUUAGCGGUAUCAGGGCAGCCUGUAAGCCCCGGAUCGUUGAGUGUACCAUUAAUUCAACAGCACGAGUCUCUGGCAACGGCUGACCAUUUAUUAUACAGUGCUACUCGUAGUGUUGUCAAUCCUCGCUUCCAUUGGCUGUGAAAGAUUGCCGUUCCGGAUGUCAUUCCUGCAGGGCCUCCUGACUGUGAUCAGCUUGAAAAUUUGCGCGCACACUGUUCGACGGUAUCGCCCUUCUGAGGCAUCAUCCAAGGGCCAGCAAGCGCGUGAGUCCGAUGUCGUUAUGCGAGGUAACCUGGUGCAGCAUAUCGACUGUGCGCACGAGGGAGAUGUGUUUGACAACGAGAUCAGUGUUUACGACCCUCCGCCUCGGUAUUCACAAGAAGUGGGAACGUUGAUCCA